CGCCAGAAGCGUAUGCGGAGCGGUCCCUCUGACGCAGGCCUUGCAGAUCGUCGUCGCUUGGCGACGGUGGGGGCGGGGCUCGUGUGAGGAGGAGUCCGUCCCUGCGGGCAAGGCCGAGCAGCGGCGAGAGACGGGGCCGGGCCCCGCAGAGCGGGCGGACCUGGCCUCCAGAGGCUUGAGAAGCGAGCGCGAGUGGUUUUGAUCAUUUGUUGCGUUGCGAGAUGGAGGGACGAAGGCCGAUUCGAUAAAGUGUAUUCAACUCGCCGUCUGCCUGCCUGCCUGCCUAAGACCUGUUGGUCCUGAGCAGGAAGGGAGGAGAAGGAGGUCGGAGCCGCAGCAGCCAGCUGCUACAGAGAGCUGGGAGAGCAGCGAGACUUUUGUCGCAGCGUCGGGCGUUUGGGGCCUCAGUCCUUUCAAUAACCUCCUUCUGUCUCAACUGGGAGCUGGCUUCGGCUCUGCUGUGGCUCCUCUUGCGCUCUGGAGUCUGAGCUCCCCAUCUGUGCGUGAGUGAUUGAGUGAGUGGCUGCGUUCAUUCGUCUCACACAAUUGCGGAUGGCUGCGCUCGGCGGAGUUUGAAGUGCCAAUCCAGCCCAGCUCGCCGCUCGUCUAUCUCGUUCCUAGUACCAACUCCCUCUGCGUGUCGUGCCUUCUCCUUUCUUCAUCAGCUAGCGUUUCGAAUUUCCGUAGUGUCAGUUGUAUAAUGAUCCCCUCAAACACCGAUCCUCCUGGAUCUGCCGGUCUCCGUACAUGUCGAGCUCCGAAGCCAUCGUCCGAGACAAACCUUCCACCGCACAUUCUCUUCCGGCAGGCGCACACCGUGGUGAAGUCUUCGGGUCAUUACUAGUACUUCACUUCCGAGUUACAGUCCCGUCGCGGCGUCGUUUCUUCGGCGCGACUCCCUGCGAUCUCCGACCGUAACCCAAUUUCACAUAACUUCACCACCAUUUUCAUCAUGGAGACGGCUGUUCGUGCAGUGAACGUGCAAUGUAGCAUCUCCCGGAUGAGCAUCCGGGUUUGACCAGGAGUUGCGCAGCACCCAGCCCAAUCCCGUAGUCUUGAUGUUUACGUACAGUGUGGAUCCCGCUACCGAUCGCGUAUAUCUCAGCGCUUGUUUGGAUUCGACCAUUUCUCUUCUGCAGCAUUGCGCUUUGAUUGCAGCCCUGGGCUGCAUGCAACCGAGGUAGGACUUCCGUGGCAUGGUUCUGGUAGGUCAAGGUAUGGAACCCGAGGAAGCUUUCACCAAGGUUCAGGUUGUGUACUAUCUAAGCCGGGGAGGCCAGCUACAGCAGCCUCAUCUCAUCGAUGUUCCGGUCUCUACUCACAGUAAUGGGCUAUAUUUGAGAGAUGUGAAGAGGAGAUUGACCUCCAUUCGCGGAAAGGGAAUGGGAGAUUCAUUCUCCUGGUCGUGUAAGAGGAACUAUAAGAACAACUUCAUUUGGCAAGAUUUAGCCGAUGACGACAAGAUUCUUCCCCUCAGCGAUGGUGAACUUGUCCUCAAAGGGUCUGAGUUGUACACUGGUUUCCAAGAGAAAGCUGAAUUUAUGGAUGGGCAGUUUGAUCCGGAAAAUGCGUCACAGCUUCCCAACAAGAUCAAAAAACUUGCCAGCAAAAAGUUCGACUUCGAGGCUGUGAAACGAAGCUUAGAUAUGGAAUCGGAUAAACUUCAAGAGCAGAGCGACCUGGCUGCAGCAUUGUCUCUGAGUCUGCAGCUGAUGAGCGACCCUCAUAUGAAGAGAUUCAGCAAGGACAAAAGCAUGGAUCUCAACCAGCAAGUAAUGAACAGUCUUUCCCAGGCGAAAUCUAACGCCGCUGAGGAGUGUAUGCUCGACCACAGCGUCACCGACAUCUCCAGCGAAACGCUGCAUUCGGAAGAAUCGACCGUGCAGAAGUUCAGCUUCAAUGAGACUAUUCGAGAGCGCAGUAAGAGCACGGCUUCAGCAUCAUCGUCCGGCACCGAUCGUGAGCACAGCUAUGGUCCACCGAGGAAGACUGAAAGCAUGGGCAGAGAGCGCUCCCUUCCGAGGGAUUUGCCUCGAUCCAGAGAGGUAUCACGAGAGCUGCCGCCGCAGGUUCCCAGAGAAGCGCCCAGAGAAAAGUCUAGAGAAAUGUCCCGAGAGUUACCCAGAGAAGCACCGAGAGAGCUGCAACUGCCCCGAGAAGCGCCGAGGGAAUUGCCCCGAGAGGUGCCGAGAGAAACCUCGAGAGAAUUGCCCAGAGAAGCCCCGAGAGAGAUCAGCAGAGAAUUGCCCAGAGAAGGGCCGAGAGAAGUAGCCAGAGAACAGCCGCGAGAGGUGGUGGUGCCCCGGGAGGUUGUUCGAGAGGUGUCGAGAGAACUGCCCAGGGACGUCUCCAGGGAUUCAUCCAAGGCCGUGAAGGACACCGCCAAGACCCGACAGGAGAAGCCCGAAGAGCUGCCCACGAUAAAGACCAAAAAAUCCCCCACAUGCAGCGAAUCCGGCGACAGCACGCCCUUCAUGCUCUCUCCGCGCAGGCUCAUGGCAGCGCUGUCGAGCCCCAGCCCGGAGAAGAAAUUCGGAAAGCUCGUGCAUUCGUCGUCGACUCGAUCGUCCACGCCCAGCACGUCCGCCGCCAGCACGCAGUGCGAGGAUUCUCUGCCCAACAUCAACAUCCGCCUCGCGAAGCAAGCGACAUGCCUGUCCAAUUUCCGGCUCUGCGGCAACGCCAAUCCGCACGCCACGGACUCCCGGCCCGACAGCCCCGAGCACCCGCUCGCGGCCGCAGCGCAGCCGGCGUCCGGCGCCGUGCCGCAGUCGCCCAACACCCGAGGCCAUCAGGGAGGCCCGUACUGGCCUCGGUGGCGGUCGGGCCGAAAGCCGCGCACUUCCUCGGAGGGCAAGGAGGGGCCCGAGCCUCCCACGCCCCCGCGCGGGCCCAUGACCAAGCCUGUGACCGUGGCUAAGCCCGACCCGCCGCUCAAGAAGAGCUUCGAGUUCGACAUGAACGUGUCCGGCGUCAACAGCGCCAUGGCCACGCCGUUCCUGCAGACCGAGAACAACUCUCCGUCGUCGAGCGAGUCCAGCAGCGCCGCCGUGUCCUCGGGCAAGAAGCCGGCGUCGAUUUCGCUGUCGGGCACCUCCGAUGCGUCCGACGGUGGCAAUGGCGCCUCGUCCACGGCCAGCUCGUCCUCCGAAGUGCAGAACAAUGUGUCCGUGAAGGAGGUCAUCACGCAGCAAUUGCCGAGUCCGUCGUCGUCCGAGGGCAGGCCCAGCCUCAACAUCGACACGGCGAGUUUACCGAGGGUGUCCAUCAGUGAAGCGAUUUCAGAUGUGAGAGAGACCGUGAAGACCACGAGACCUGAUUCUCCAGAGAGCCCGAUGAAGCCGAACCCUCCGAGUAGUCCCGUUCGAACUCAGCUGUCGAGUUCGCCCAGCUUCAACAAACGCAUCGAAGACGCGAGGGCUCGCGCUCGGAGUUUGGUGAGCAAAGAGAUCAGGUCCGGAGAGUCCAGAUCUUCGAAGGACCUGCUGAAGGAGAAUGACCGUGUCAAGACAUCCUCGGGCUCAAUGCGUUCUGGCUCAACGCGGACACCAAAUAACAAGAACGGUACAACGGGGGCUGGAUCUAAAACUCUUUCAGGUACCUUCAACAGAAGUCCUCCCCGAAUCAAUUCAAUUAUGUGGGAAGAUGCUCCGCUUACGCCCACGAAAAAGGAGUUUGUCAACAGAGAUGAUAGGCCAUUGACAGCGGGAAGAACCAAUCUCGAUUGGGAGAAAACGUUGCAGGAAGCAGCAAGCCUCAGUCUUCCACCUCCAGACUUCGGGCAAAUUUUGCAAGAAUGCGGGCAGUGUGGAAGGACAUUCAAACCAGAUUCUUUGAAGGUGCACAUGCGAGGUUGCCAUGCACUACGACGAAGCAAGGACUUCCAGCCUUUCAACGGCACGUCUGUAGCCAUACGGACUCGACUGCAAUAAUAUUUGGAUGUUACAACAUUCCAGAGUAGGAACUCGAAUCGACUUAGGGGAGUUCUUAGAGAUGCUUUGAUCACUCACUCUGCAGCGAAGUUCACAAUAUCGAUUCUCAAUGUUCAAAAACCGCUUAUCCGUACACAAAAUUUUGAGGUUAUUCGACAGCUUGUAAAGUAGAACGAUAGGUUCAGAGGCUCCUUGGCAGAGCAAGUGCUCAAUCCAAAAAAUAUCCACAACUUUCGCUCUAGAGUGAACUGCAAACUGUACUCUGUAUUUUAUGUACAUAUUCAAACCAUUCCUCCGGUCUGAUUGCUCCAUCC
Marchantia polymorpha subsp. ruderalis is the source of this 4246-nucleotide messenger RNA. The record is from the annotation of a GenBank genome assembly. NCBI's taxonomy places the organism in Eukaryota, Viridiplantae, Streptophyta, Marchantiopsida, Marchantiales, Marchantiaceae.